Phaeodactylum tricornutum CCAP 1055/1 is the source of this 1488-nucleotide messenger RNA. RefSeq lists its product with no specific name. The record is from RefSeq and is a predicted model, not a curated record. The transcript has a single exon. Bases 1 to 1488 code for a protein of 495 amino acids. Lineage: Eukaryota; Bacillariophyta; Bacillariophyceae; Surirellales; Neidiaceae.
AUGGCUCCUCUCGUUGAAUUGCAGAAGUAUCUGUUUUCGGUGGUAGCGGUACUCCUGGCGGUUCCGCAUCGACGUGUUUUCUCCAGGCCUGGGUGGGACCGAGGAAUAAACAACGACUUGGUGGUACAUCUGAAUCACGCCGGAGCCUCGCCAUCCCCUACAGCCGUCAUCGAUCGCGUAUACGAACACUUGCUACUCGAACAAACAUUGGGCGGAUAUGCUGCCGCCAAGGUUGUCGAAGAGGAACUGCGACGAGUGUACAAGCUCACGGCUGAAUUAAUUUGUGUCCAUGACCACGAGGACACUUGGUCUUCUCCAAGGACCGAUGGGUCAGACACUAUUGCCUUGGUGGAAAGCGCUACGGUUGCCUGGACACGUCUGUUUUACGCGUUUGUAUCCUCCUUGCAAGAGCAAGAGAAGAAGAGUACUGUGCCGCAAAAGAGCCCCAAGGUCAUUCUAGUUUCCGAAGCCGAGUACGCGGCCAACGUCGUGGCGGCGAGUCGCUGGGCGACUACUCAUCCCGACUGGACCGUCUUGGCAAUUCCUACAAAACUAGACGCAAAAGGAGCGUCGACCGGAAAAAUAGACACAGAUGUCCUGCAAGCCAUGCUCGAUGGGGACUACGUGUAUAAGGGGACUGUGAAACUCAAUCCAUCCCGAAUCAAACUCGUCUGUGUUACCCAUGUACCGACCAAUUCGGGUGUUAUCAAUCCGGUACAAGACGUUGGGCAACUUAUCGCCGCCUUCAAUGAGAAGUACCAAAAUCCAAGUUACCGGCUUCCAUCAAUUCUCUAUCUUGUCGACGCGUGUCAAUCGGUAGGGCAACUACCUGUAGAUGUGAAUCGCAUCCAGUGUCACGGUCUGGUCGCAACGGGUCGCAAGUAUCUCCGCGCUCCCCGCGGGACAGGGUUUUUAUACAUUGCGCAUAACGUCUGCCAAUACGUAUGGCCCCACCACAUUGAUCACUAUGGGGUACCGGUGUCGGAGGUUCCACAACAAACUUGGAGUGUCGGGACCCCCGUUGAAGACGUAUUGCAGUUUGCCCCGAGACAGGGCGCAUCGCGCUUUGAGUUUUGGGAAUCCAACGUUGCGGGCAAAUUGGGUCUCGGGAAAGCCAUUGAACACGCACUUACUGUGGGGUCGAGUCAAAUCACUGAUUCUAUCGUGAACGAUUUGGUACCGUACUUGUACCAACGGCUGCGUACGAUGCCUCAUGUACAUUUAUACUGUCCACCGGAAUGUGGCAUCGUCACGUUUUGGGUGGAUGGCAAAGAUUCCGUAGAUGUUCAACGUGCCCUCUGGCAUUUCGACGAGGAUGGCAAACGCUUUGAGGUUAGCGUAGUUCCAGCCACAUCGACCCCUCUCGAUUCCGCAAGGACCAAAGCACCAAACCUUGUCCGGGUAUCCCUUUCCUAUACAACAACAACACAAGAGCUGGACUUGUUCGUCGAUCGCCUAUCCAGACUUUUUGUGACUGAUGAAGCAUAG